Neurospora tetraspora is the source of this 665-nucleotide messenger RNA. RefSeq lists its product as uncharacterized. The record is from RefSeq and is a predicted model, not a curated record. NCBI's taxonomy places the organism in Eukaryota, Fungi, Ascomycota, Sordariomycetes, Sordariales, Sordariaceae. The transcript has a single exon. The coding region runs from base 96 to 575 and encodes 159 amino acids.
UUCUCGUCCAUGACCUAGGUCAGGGCCGUUUGGCGUGGACCGAUUGGCUGUGGUGAUGCCACUGGCCAACGCCGUCAAGGAAUCUGCAUCCUGCAAUGCUCAUUGGCCAGCCGAUCAUAUGGGUGUCUUUCCAUUUGCGGUGGUGUGGGUUGGCAGUUGCUGAAGGUGCGUCGCCAGUCGCUCCUGCCUUGGUGGCAACCACUCGUGAGAAAUCACUGCAGUCGCACUUUGGGUCAUUUGGACCACUUGGAGAGAGAGGUGCCUGCCUUGCUUUACGUGCCUUCCACUUGCGACGAGUCAAGCCUGCAUUUUACUCACUCAGGCUGGCAGCGGUGCCGGGCAUCUAUCGGCUAUCGACGUCCCUCCGACUUCCAAAACCUUCGCCGUCUUCCAUCCCGAGUCCACGGUGCCAGGUUGGGUCGAGGUCCAAAAUGCGUACCAUACGCCCCUCUGACCCCUCGUCUGAACUUUGCCUUCACCUUCAUUCACUCCUUGCCCCAGACAGUGCUCGGGUUUGCUUUACGACACACAGGCUCUCUCACUCUUCUUCCUUCACGCCCCGGUCCUCCUCGUGAAACCAUACUUCGCCGGCUGACAAAGACAAGCCGCCGCUUACAUUCCUCACCAUAACCUCACCUCAACCUCACCUCUAGGGACGUCACGCA